Messenger RNA from Athene cunicularia (burrowing owl), 1899 nucleotides. RefSeq names its product mitochondrial rRNA methyltransferase 1 (gene MRM1). The record is from RefSeq and is a predicted model, not a curated record. The transcript is spliced from 7 exons. NCBI's taxonomy places the organism in Eukaryota, Metazoa, Chordata, Aves, Strigiformes, Strigidae. The coding region runs from base 1 to 1200 and encodes 399 amino acids. Gene Ontology annotation, molecular function: RNA methyltransferase activity; RNA binding. Gene Ontology annotation, cellular component: mitochondrion. Gene Ontology annotation, biological process: rRNA methylation.
AUGUUUGCUGGAGAGCGGAGGUUUCGCUCGAAGCUGCAGGCUGUUAGGGAGUUGGGCCCAGGGCCUGCCCGCAGCUCUCGCCCUCAGAACGUGCGUUUCCAGCCCGUUGACGCUCCCCCGCCAGCCGCGGGUGGGGAUGAGCAAGGGCCACCCCGAGGCGGGGAUGGCGGCAGUCGGCUUCCCCCACCAGCCCUCCCGGCGGUUUCUCGAGUGGGGGGUGACUGCCGUACCCGCCGGGAGGGCCUGGCCGCGCGGGGCCUGCCACGACCGUGGCACAAGUCCUGCGAGAGAGGGGCCGGGCAGGGUCCGCCGGCCCGAAGGGAGUCGCGGAGCUCCUGGGAGGGCGACUUCUCCAAGGCGAGGAAGAGGCCGGACGGAAAGCCGCCGUCCAUCGAGAGGACCAAAGGCUCGGAGAUCUUAUUUGGGAUCGCACCGUGUUCCCUGGCCCUCUCUCAGUAUCGAAGGGACCUGUUCAGGUUGUUCCUCAAGCAGAGCAGCGGCUCCCGGCUUGUUAUGAGUGAGCUUGUCCUUCAGGCCACAGCCCGGGGCGUGCCUGUGCACCACGUCAACAGGAGAGAGCUGGAUGCGCUUUGCAGAGGUCAGGUCCAUCAGGGAGUUUGUUUGGAGGCCACCCCUCUCCGUUUCAAGAGUCUGGAGGAAGCUGAAAAGCCUGAUGUGGGGCAUGAAGAGAGGCCGAGCCGACAGCUGGUUUGGCUGGCGUUGGAGCAGAUCCAGGAUCCCAUGAACCUGGGGGCACUGCUGCGCUCUGCGUACUUCUUGGGGGUGGACAGAGUGGUGACAAGCCAGAGGAACAGCUGCCCCUUGACUCCAACAGUGAGCAAAGCUAGCUCUGGAGCUAUGGAAGUCUUCGACGUCUACAGCACAGAUGAUCUCCGGAGCUUUUUGAAGGCUAAAACUGCAGAAGGCUGGGAAGUUGUGGGAACAGUCAGCAAUCCUGAGGAUGCAGAAAAUAUUCCUGUCAUCAGUUGCUUGGAAUUUCGGUGGAAUAAACCCAUUAUUAUAGUAAUAGGUAGUGAAGGCGACGGGCUGUCCUUAGAGACGCAGCUCUUGUGCCAUCGGAUGCUGGCCAUCCCCCCUGGCAGAGCGCUGCACCCCGGCAUCGAGUCGCUGAACGUCUCUGUUGCUACAGGUAUUCUCCUCCACUCCAUCUGCAGCCAAAAGCUGAGGCAUGGCGACUGAAAUUUUUUUUUAAUUGGUGGGGGAAACUGCUCGGCAUUUCGUGGCUGUGCUCUGUCGGUGUGGAGAUGGAAGUGCUCCUUCCAGAGUCUUCACCGUUGCUGCAACUUAUGGGGAGAAUCUCCCACUGACCUGAGCUGCUUCGUGGCUGACGCACGGGCUGACGCACGAUACCACCAGCACCCUGCCUUAACGCCAGGACACCUGCCCAGGUAACAGCUCCCACGGCACCUCGGGGGAGCGGCUGUACGGGAGACAAAGCUCGGUUUUAAAAGCAGACAGCCAAAUCCUUCAGUUCUUGGCAGUAAAAUACCUGGUGAUGGCCGCAAGCUUUGUGCUUGUUGCUCAAGGGGACUUUAUACAUCGCUCGGGACUUUGUCCAUCACUUGUGGAGAGAAUUGGGGCUGUAGGCGAGAGCCAGUACUGCUGAGAGCAGCUGUGCCCCCCCGUGGCCCAGCCCACCACCCCCGUAGCAGCCGAGAGGGUGCUGGUGAGAGCCAGGUGUGACUGGGGACUACUCGGUAGCAGUUUCUUCACGACGAGGCGGUUUCUCUGUUCAGUAUUGCUGCUUGAACGUCUAAAAACCCACCGUGUUGUAUCUAGUUGCAAACCAGGUCCGCAGCCCUGCCCAACGAGCUGUUAGAAAAUGGCUGUUAGUGGGGAAAAACGCGGUCCGUUGAAAUAAAGCCUCUGUAAAGAUUG